GAGGAGGGUGUUAUUGCAGAUAUGACAUGGAAAGAAUGGCUCAUACCAAUAAUACAAUACAUAUAUAUAUAUAUAAAAUCAGAAUAAGAAUACCUUUAUUCGUCCCAAAGAGGGGACAUUUACAUUGUUAUAGCAAAAGUAAAUAGCAAAAAUAUUUAUUAAGAGAUUACACAAAUUACAAUUUACAAAAGUACAGGUGGACAACAAAAUGAACCAUUUACACUAUUUUUAAAAAGAAAAAAAGUGUAGCAUGUAAAAGGAAAAUUAUUUCAAAGGACGGUAUUGAAGGAAACAGAUGAAUCAAUACCUGCUCGUGACACUAAUGCACAAUUAAGAUUUGAAGACUUUCUUUUAAAUCUCGUAUCAACCAGAAUAAAGGGAAAAUAUUGAAGUUGCUUUGUCUCCCACAUCUUCCCCUCAGCAGGAGGUCAAUGUCAUUUCUAUUUCCUGUGAGUAAAAUAAGACGUUUAGAUGUAUUGACAUCCUGCUAGACAAAAAUGCCACCAGCAAGCAUCUCAAACACAAAAAGGAAUAAUAUUGAAUUAAUUUCACAUUUAUUGUCUCUAAGUAGAAUCUGUCUUUGCAGCGUGUAUUAAAGACAAGAAUAAUAGCUGAUGUUUAAAUAACUUAGGGAACAUGCAUGGAAACAACGUGUUUGCACAGUAAUAAAUCAACACAUUAACUCAUGUACAGAUUAGAUGUGGGAUUGUUCUUCCUGUCAGACUUUCCUUUUGGCAGUAAUCUGUGAAGAGGAGGCGACUCUGGCUUUGGGUUUCCUGACAACCUUCUGCACAAAGAUAUCAGUUUGCUGCUUUCUUUCUCGCCAGCCGCUCACUGUGAUCAAAGGUCACUGCUUUCUGCUUAUUAUACACUGUUUGUUGGCUUGUACCUGAUGAGUGGACGCAGUGGCCUUUUCAAGGUCAAUACACCGAUUUAUCAGAGUAGGAGCGAUGGAUAAGAGACGUGGCUGGCUGUGGAGCGCAGCAGGCCUAGAUCCUGCUCACCAACACCAGGGCUGAGGAGCUGCAGAGGGGAGGAGACUCCCCCCUCAGCUUCAACUAUCUUUCACACAGUCAUCUUCAUUAUCCAGUCUGACAGUGUGUAAACUAGGUCUUGACUUGACAUUUGCUGACUUCUGAGAGGCAGCUACAUCCACUUCUGAUUCCAGCUGCCUCCUCAGGGGCCACUGGAUACCGUUUUAUGCCCCCUGAAUCUGAGCCAUGAGGAACAGAUCGAGCCUGCUGCUGGGCUGCGUGCUCCUCGGCUCCGCCUCCCUGCUCUACCUGGGAAUGAGCGGGAUAGAGUGCCCCCCGAAAAGCCAUCGGUACCGGUGGAUGGAGCUGAACCUAGGCUCAGCCAAUCACAGCUCAUCCCUCACCGAACAUUUCCCAGAAGACACGCCCCUCAUCUUCAUCGGAGGCUUUCCAAGGAGCGGCACAACUCUGAUGCGCGUCAUGCUUGAUGCCCACAAUGCUGUGCGGUGCGGGGAAGAGACCCGAGUGAUUCCCCGCCUCUUGGCCAUGAGGGCCACCUGGAGCCGCUCGGUGAAGGAGAGGAUACGACUGGACGAGGCCGGCGUCACCGACCAGGUGUUGGAUUCAGCCGUCAGAGCCUUCCUGUUAGAGGUGAUCGUUGGCCACGGGGAGCCUGCACCUCGUCUUUGCAACAAGGACCCGUUCGCCUUGAAAUCUCUCUCUUAUCUGUCGCGCAUCUUCCCCAAAGCCAAAUUUGUGCUCAUGCUACGAGAUGGGCGGGCUACCGUCCAUUCCAUGAUAUCACGCAAGGUGACUAUCUCAGGCUUCGACCUGACCAGCUACAGAGACUGCCUGACCAAAUGGAGCAGCGCGGUGGAGACCAUGUUCAGCCAGUGCCAGGCGGCCGGGGAGUCCAGAUGUCUGCCCGUCCGCUACGAGCAGCUCGUCCUCCACUCAGAGGAGGAAAUGAGGAAGUUGCUUCACUUCCUGGAGCUGCAGUGGGACCCGUCAGUGCUGCACCAUGAAGAGCUGAUUGGGAAAGUUGGCGGUGUGUCUCUGUCCAAGGUCGAGCGCUCCACAGACCAGGUGAUAAAGCCGGUAAACACGGACGCCCUCUCCAAGUGGGUCGGGCACAUUCCCUCCGAUGUGAUCAGUGACAUGGCUGAGAUCGCCCCCAUGCUGGCUCGCCUCGGGUACAAUCCCCACGCCAACCCACCCGACUACACCAAGCCAGAGCCCGUGGUGUCACUGUUCAACUACUCACAGAAUUUGAAAGCAACAGAGACUCAACAUCCCAGUUAAGUCUACGAGGAACAUCCCUGAAAUCCAGAUUCUCUGUUCCACACUCUGGGUGCACCUUAACGAAAGACUUCUGGUUCAGCAGUAAUUACAUCUCAAAGGACAGAUGUUAAAGUAUUCCAUGUGUAUUUUUGAAUUGUUUUUAAGACUAAUGUCUGGUGUAUAUGUCUGAACGCGGAUAAGAGUGUGAUAAAUACUGCCUCAUACAGUGGUUUGUGUUUUAUAUCCCAUGUGGAUUAGCUGCUGGAAGAAGUUUCUUACUUUCCAACAUGUCCGAAUCGACAGUAUUACACUGCAACGACGCGUCCUCUCACCUUGUAACUGAAAGUAUUUCAACAUGUUUGUAGAGUUGUUAUAAUUCACCACAAAUGUGAAUGUGUCUUUAGACAAAUCUUUCACUUUCUGAGAGCUCAGUCAGUGUUCAUGAAGCAUAAUGACUGUAUAUUUUUGAAGACGUAUGUUUAUUUUCUUAAUAAAUUAUUUUGGUGUUGACAAUUAAUUCAGGACCUUAAUGUUGUUCUUUCUAUAGAGGGAUUUUUGAUUGUUGUAAAUUGUUCGACAUGAAUAAAAAAAAGUGUCUAAAUGUCACUUUAAUAAUGUU
Eleginops maclovinus (Patagonian blennie) is the source of this 2874-nucleotide messenger RNA. Its product is annotated as protein-tyrosine sulfotransferase 1-like. Gene Ontology annotation, cellular component: Golgi apparatus. Lineage: Eukaryota; Metazoa; Chordata; Actinopteri; Perciformes; Eleginopidae. Gene Ontology annotation, biological process: peptidyl-tyrosine sulfation. The coding region runs from base 1221 to 2276 and encodes 351 amino acids. The record is from RefSeq and is a predicted model, not a curated record. The transcript is spliced from 6 exons. Gene Ontology annotation, molecular function: protein-tyrosine sulfotransferase activity.